AUGUCUGUAUGCGGGUCAUGGCUGUUAGCAGAAUGUCAAGAACUCAGCUGUUGUGAAUCUUAUCGAUUUCGACUCUACAUUCUCCUAUUUAGUGUUCUUUGUGUUUUGAGUGCCUUAGCGGUUGGAGCUAUUUGGCUUUUAUUCGAGUUUCGUCCCAAGUAUCGAAAUCGGUUGAGACGAACGGAUUCAGAACAAGCACGCAUUGAAUCGAAAUCGUUCGAAGAGACAAAGUAUCUCAGACGCUUCUCCGAACUCAAUCCACUGGCUGCUCGACGACACUCCUUUGAGAACUGCUGA
Messenger RNA from Auanema sp. JU1783, 297 nucleotides. NCBI's taxonomy places the organism in Eukaryota, Metazoa, Nematoda, Chromadorea, Rhabditida, Rhabditidae. The record is from the annotation of a GenBank genome assembly.